GCAGUAGCAGGAGCAGCGGCAGGCGCGAAGGCCCCAUUCCAAGGAAGCUUGUCCCACCCGGCGCGCCGUCAGUCUCUAAGGGGCGUUCCAGAGACUCCUAGCAACGCCGGCUGCGCGCGGGGACCUUUGCAGAGCCAUGGCUGUAGCCAACCCCACGGUGUUCCUGCUGAUGGUGAACGGGCAAGUGGAGAGCGCCCAGUUUCCUGAAUUUGAUGACCUCUACUGCAAGUAUUGUUUUGUUUAUGGCCAAGACUGGGCACCAACAUCUGGCUUAGAAGAGGGAAUAUCUCAAAUUACUUCUAAAAGCCAAGAUGUCCAGCAAUCCCUGGUGUGGAACUUCCCUGUUGAUAUUACCUUUAAAAGUACCAAUCCUUAUGGCUGGCCACAAAUAGUGAUAAGUGUGUAUGGACCUGACUUUUUUGGAAAUGAUGUGGUUCGAGGUUAUGGAGCUGUACAUGUGCCUUUCGCUCCUGGCCGACACAAAAGAACUAUCCCUAUGUUUGUACCAGAAUCAACAUCUAAGCUACAAAAGUGGACAAGCUGGUUCAUGGGACGAAGGCCUGAAUACACAGACCCCAAGAUAGUAGCUCAGGGAGAAGGAAGAGAAGUUACAAGGGUUCGCUCCCAGGGCUUCGUUACCCUUUCCUUGAAUGUGGUAACAAAGGACUUGAAGAAACUAGGCUAUCAUACCAGCUCUUUGGACUUGCAGGCCUCUUCGGUGAUAGACCUGUCUGAAGGUGUUCUGAAGUAAUUAUGAAAUAUUAUCCAUAUCCUUUCAGUGAAACAGCAUUUAUCUUUCAAUCUGUUAUAGCCAGCCUCUUUUAAAUCCAAACUGCUGAUGUGUGCUAAAUUGCCUAUUGUUACACUUGUUGACUUAAGCAUCGCUAUAUCUAUGUAGCCAAACAUUUUUUAUAUAAUAAACGAAAAUAUUGUUGGAGAGCUAAGUAUUU
Messenger RNA from Dromiciops gliroides (monito del monte), 950 nucleotides. It is a transcript of the gene B9D1, whose product is annotated as B9 domain containing 1. Lineage: Eukaryota; Metazoa; Chordata; Mammalia; Microbiotheria; Microbiotheriidae. The record is from RefSeq and is a predicted model, not a curated record. Gene Ontology annotation, cellular component: MKS complex. Bases 137 to 751 code for a protein of 204 amino acids. Gene Ontology annotation, biological process: cilium assembly. The transcript is spliced from 7 exons.